AUGGCUUUCAGUCCUGUGGCCAUGAACUUGAGUAACCAGUCAGACCCGUUCUCCUGCGCCUCCCCCUCGGUCCUCGGUUACCGAUACUUCGCCGUGGUAUGGGGCUGCUGCGUCACCAUCACUGGGACGUUGGGAAACCUCCUCACUGUGUUGGCGUUCUGCCUGGACGCUCGGCUGCGCACGCGCUUCAACGUCCUGAUUGUGAACCUGGCGCUGGCCGACCUCCUGUACUGCACCGUCCUGCAGCCCAUCUCUGUGGACUCGUACCUGUACCUGCGCUGGCGCAGCGGUGCCACCUGGUGCCGAGUGUUUGGCUUCCUCCUCUUCGUCUCCAACUCUGUCUCCAUCAUUACGCUUUGCCUCCUCGCCGCCGGCCGCUACCUCCUUGUGGCCAAACGGCAGCUUUUCGACAGAGUCUUCUCCAAACAGGGGACCGUCCUGUUGGUGAUGUUAGCAUGGGCGCUAGGCGUGGUUAGCUUUGCGCCGCUCUGGCCGGUCUAUGUGUUUGUGCCCAGCGUUUGUACCUGCAGCUUCCACCGCACCGAAGGCCGGCCGUACUCCACCAUCCUCCUCUUCUUCUACUUCUUUGUGGGUCUGGGCAGUGUGGGCGUGUUCUACCUGCUGAUCUACAAACGCGUGAAGGUCGCUUCGCGAGCGUUGCUCAAAUACAGAUUCAGUCGCAGAUCAUCCAAGAAGAAGGCGUUUUCUCCUUCGCCGCAGACGCACAGUGGAAUGGCGAGCACCGUAACCACUGUUUCUGAAGCUAACCCCACGACCACAGUGUCUAACACCGCCGCUGUGUUUGAAGCUAACACCGCCGCUGUGUCUGAAGCUAACACCGCCGCUGUGUCUGAAGUUAACACCGCCGCUGUGUCUAAAGCUAACACCCGUGAGAACCACAGCACAGUGUCCUCUGAAGAGAACCACCCUCAAACACCAGUUGUUUUGCCAGACGCCUGCGUCCAAACCAUCGACACUCAACCCAAGGCCUCCACAACACCAACGGAGGCCUCUGCACCAGCAGAGGAUGGAGAGUUCAAGAGAGUCACUCGCAUGUGCUUCGUUGUUUUCAUCUGUUUCUUCUUGUGCUUCUUCCCGUUCAUCAUCCUGAACAUCGUGGACAAAGAAAACAGAGCGCCGCAGGUCCUGCACAUGCUCAGUGCGAACCUCACCUGGUUAAACAGCUGCAUUAAUCCCGUGUUGUACGCCAUCAUGAACCGACAGUUCAGACAGACGUACCACCUCCUGCUGCGCCACCUGAGGCCGCCUUUUACCUGCAGCAGGUGA
Molecule: messenger RNA, 1287 nt
Organism: Knipowitschia caucasica
Lineage: Eukaryota; Metazoa; Chordata; Actinopteri; Gobiiformes; Gobiidae
Source: the annotation of a GenBank genome assembly